AUGAAAGAUCCUCGAUUCACUAGAUUUCGUUAUGGAUUUCCUGCUGGAAUAUACGCAUCGUCUAUUAUUCCGACUACUAUAUGGUUUCACCAUUGGGAUGUCCAUCCUGACGGUACCCUUCGGGUACUAAAUUUUGGUACAUUACUUCCAAUCUCAAUAAAUUGGUUCCACAUUGUUAGUUCUUGUGACGAAAUCCAUUUUCCACGAUGUUCAUGGGCUCAUUUCGUCAACUUUGUGCAACCUCUUCAAUUUGAUUAUGAUUUGCUUGAAGCGUCUGGUGCUACGCCAGGAAUUUCUCAGGAAGAUAUGGUCCCCUAUAUGGCGGAUGGAUGUUGGCCUAUCAAAUCUGUUGAACAGGCUAGUCUCAUUUAUAUUUAUGUUGCUUGCACUGCAUACUGGAACACUCCUGGAUUCGACAGACAGCUUUGCCCAACUGGAUCUAGCUCAGAUCUGCAGAUCACUAUGCCCCCUCCUCCCGAGCGUAAGCUUAGCCAGAUUAAUGGAACCUUGGAUAAUGAUCAACUUGCCUCCAUAGCCUGGCCCUACAGCGAUUCGCCCUCUUCGUGUCAUCCUUGCGCUAGUGGUUUCUAUGCAGAAACUCUUGGCCAAUCCUUCUGUCUCCCAUGUCCACACUACCAUUACACUCCAAUCUAUGAAAGUAAAGUAGGCAGUGGUGGAGAGUGGAUUGAUCUUGCCUGUCCUCGUGUUGGCAGAGAUGCAAUUAUACUCCAAGACUUCUUCAUGGAGGCAUAUGUACCCCUUGGAAGCGAAAGAAAUUUGUUUCUACUUAAGGGUUUCUAUUGGGAUUCAAACGCUUUCUCAUGUGUCUCCGAGAACCGUUGUGAGAAACUAUGCCACCACAAUAAUACGGCAACUUGUUUGCAUGAUCCGAAAACACUUUCUUUAACCUGCGUCUGCCGACUUGGCUACAUGGGUCAUGAUUGCUCCGAUCUACUGGACGCCUGCUUAAUUGGUUCACAGGAAUAUGAUCCAGCAGAUGACUUUUCGUCAAAACCAAUUUUGCCAGCCGGAAAAGAGGCCUGUGGUUCAACCAACAAAUGUAUUCCACGUCUUGGAACCACUACUUACAUUUGUCAAUGCAGUGAGGGCUUUAAAAUGGAUCGAAAUCUGCCCUACGACAAUUGUGCAGCCAAAAAAGAUCCAUGCUCAAAUAAAAUUUGUGUUGAGGGAUGGUGUAUUUCUUCACAGGAUAGGAAACAGUCUAUUUGUGAAUGCGAAGACGGUUUCGGAGGAGAACAAUGUGAUGAACAAUUGGGUGGAUGGACUACAUGGUCAAGUUGGUCAUCCUGUGAACCAUUUUGUGGUGAUCAGCGCCUCAGACGUCGAAUCCGCGUAUGCGCAAGUGAGAGAGAGGAGGACUGUAUGGGACCUUUGGAACAGGUUGAGUCAUGUCCCGAUGCUGAGCCUUGUCCAGCGGCCCUAUCAAUGGAGGACCUCGAAUGGCAAGACUUCGCUGAAUGGUUCUGCCUCCUCCUCAUCAUUUCUCUGGCCUAUAUUCUGGCUCUUUUCUGCCUUCUCACAAUCAUUGCCGUCAUAAUACCCUCAACUAUAUCAAUGGAUUCCAUCGUCAAGAAAUCUCUUGAGGAACGUUUUGCUACUCCUCGUGUGCCUCUCAAAAGGCCAGAAUGUGUCCAUCAUUGCGGUGACCAUUAA
Messenger RNA from Rodentolepis nana, 1674 nucleotides. The record is from the annotation of a GenBank genome assembly. NCBI's taxonomy places the organism in Eukaryota, Metazoa, Platyhelminthes, Cestoda, Cyclophyllidea, Hymenolepididae.